Molecule: messenger RNA, 975 nt
Organism: Talaromyces proteolyticus
Lineage: Eukaryota; Fungi; Ascomycota; Eurotiomycetes; Eurotiales; Trichocomaceae
Product: SUR7/PalI family-domain-containing protein
Exons: 2
Coding region: 1-975 (324 amino acids)
Biological process (GO): fungal-type cell wall organization
Cellular component (GO): cell cortex of cell tip; plasma membrane
Source: RefSeq, a predicted model, not a curated record
AUGACAUCCUCAGACGAAGGGGAAGCGGUGCAAGCCCAGAGGCGCCAUUCAACAGUGGUCUGGCAUCGGAUUGUCCGCGCUCUCAUCUAUCUGAUUGCCUGGAUCUUUCUCGUCCUAGUGUUGAUUGGCAACGUCUCCAACAAACCUGUCCUUCGCGACACCUACUUUCUGAAGCUUGACCUCUCCAAUAUCAUUCCGCAAUCAGUUCCCAAUGCUGUGUUCAUAAACAGUAUUGCUCGGACUAUUGGGCUGCAUGACUUCUAUCAGGUCGGUGUGUGGAAUUUCUGCGAGGGUUAUGACGAUAGUGGAAUCACUUCCUGCUCCCAUCCUAAAACUCUGUACUGGUUCAAUCCAGUCUCAAUUCUACUGAACGAACUUCUGGCUGGCGCAACAAUUGCUUUGCCUGCUGAGAUCAACGAUGCCCUUAAAAUCGCUAAGAUCGCAUCUCACUGGAUGUUCGCCUUAUUUCUCGUGGGAACCAUACUCUGCUUUCUCGCUAUCUUCAUUGCCCCAUUGGGCACCUCCUCGAGACCACCUCAAACAAUAUCAUCUGACCCGGAAGUCAAUAAAGCUCGACAUCCCCAUCACCGACGAACGUUUAUUUGUCUGUGGUCUCUCCCGAUGGUUCUAUUGACUUUCAUCAUUGCACUCUUUACGAUUGUGGCUUCGGCCGUUGCUACGGCCAUGUACGCCAUCUUCGCCCACGUCUUCAUGAGCAACACUAUCGACCUCAAUAUCAAAGCCAAUCUUGGAACGCAGAUGUUAGUCUUCAUGUGGAUUGCUUCGGGCUUCACUUUAAUUGGGUUUAUAGUGCAGCUAGCUUCUUGCUGCUGUGCCUGCUGUAGUGGUCGCAAGGCCCGCAAACAGUUGCGGGAUCAAGGUCAUUCCCAGGAGAAAAACUCUUCCUCUGGGAAUAGCGAUGAGGCCGCGAUCAAAAGAAGGUUUGGCUGGCGCAAGGCUCGAACUGAUGUGUAA